AUGUCAGAUACAGUUGUUGAAAGUCAACCUAAUUCCAACCCGGAAAACGGACAGACACCUGUCAAUGGUACUGAAACCGAAAAAACCUCACCGAUCGAAGCGAUGGAUCAACACUUAAGCGAUUCAGCAAAGAUGACAAGUAACGGAGACAAUUCCAAAGAUGAUUCAGCAACAAAUAAACAAAAACCUGACGUUUCAACCUUACCGACACGCGCAUAUCUCGAUCAAACUGUGGUACCUAUUCUUCUCCAAGAUUUUAUUCAACAUAUUUCGAUAAUUAGAAAGACAAUGUCCGAAGUUUCAGGUGAAAAUGCACCAGCACCUGCGAAUGAAUCAGGUGAAAAGAAUGUUGUAAAUCCAACAUCCGAGCAAAUGGAAGCUCAAACAGUCGAUGAUCUAGGCGAACAACAAUCCAACACUGAAAAAACAACAGCAACAUCGGAUGCCAGUAAGGAAAACAACGCCAAUUCGCAACCAUCAGCGGAUAAAAGUAAACUCGAUUUAUCAACAUUACCAACACGUGCUUAUCUGGAUCAGACAGUCGUUCCUAUUCUUCUCCAAGCAAUGUCUCAACUUGCUAAAGAACGGCCAGCGAAGCCCAUUAGUUUUCUUGCUGAAUAUUUACUCAAUCACAAAGAAAAAUACAAUGAAUAA
Messenger RNA from Adineta ricciae, 654 nucleotides. The record is from the annotation of a GenBank genome assembly. Lineage: Eukaryota; Metazoa; Rotifera; Eurotatoria; Adinetida; Adinetidae.